GAGACGAGAGCAUCCCUAAAAAACUGCCUCUGUCAUACAACCAGGAAGAAGGUGGGAUAGCCCCUACAAAAGCUAACAUCCACCAAUCUUUCUGCAUACUUUCUCCUCCAAAUAAUGGGAUCUUCCAGGUGGAAGGUGGCGGCGGCGCUUCUCGCUAUAAUAGGCUCGUUAUUACCCGUGGACGGAGAUGAGCAUGAGCACACGUACACAGAUAAGGAGGAGGUAGUCUUAUGGAUGAACACAGUGGGGCCUUACCACAACCGACAGGAGACAUACAAGUAUUUCUCUUUGCCCUUCUGCGCGGGCUCCAAGAAGACCAUCAGUCAUUACCAUGAAACGCUUGGAGAGGCUCUGCAGGGAGUGGAGCUGGAAUUCAGCGGCCUCGACAUAAAGUUCAAAGACGAAGUCUUGCAGACAACAUACUGUGAAAUCGAACUGGACAAAGCCAAACGGGAUGCAUUUGUCUAUGCUAUAAAGAAUCACUACUGGUACCAAAUGUACAUAGACGACCUGCCUAUCUGGGGUAUUGUUGGUGAGGCGGAUGAAAACGGAGAGGAUCACUACCUGUGGACGUACAAGAAACUGGAGAUCGGCUUUAAUGGCAACAGAAUUGUCGAUGUAAAUCUGACAAGUGAAGGCAAAGUCAGACUCGUGCCCAACACAAGAAUUGCAAUGUCUUAUUCUGUGAAGUGGAAGAAGUCAGAUGUGAAGUUUGAAGACAGGUUUGACAAGUACCUUGACCCGUCCUUCUUUCAGCACAGGAUUCACUGGUUCUCCAUCUUCAACUCCUUCAUGAUGGUCAUUUUCUUGGUGGGUCUGGUGUCCAUGAUUCUGAUGAGAACGCUAAGAAAGGAUUACGCCAGAUACAGCAAAGAGGAGGAAAUGGACGACAUGGACAGAGACCUGGGAGAUGAAUACGGGUGGAAGCAGGUUCACGGAGAUGUGUUUAGGCCGUCAAGCCAUCCCCUCAUCUUCUCCUCGCUCAUCGGCUCCGGCUGCCAGAUCUUCUCCGUUUCCCUCAUCGUCAUUAUCGUGGCCAUGGUUGAGGACCUUUACACAGAGAGAGGAUCCAUGCUGAGCACAGCCAUUUUCGUGUAUGCUGCAACCUCCCCCGUUAAUGGCUACUUUGGGGGAAGCUUGUACGCAAAACAAGGAGGCAGAAGAUGGAUUAAGCAAAUGUUCAUCGGGGCCUUCAUGAUCCCGGCGAUGGUGUGCGGGACCGCUUUCUUCAUCAACUUCAUCGCUAUUUAUUACCACGCCUCCAGAGCCAUCCCAUUUGGCACCAUGGUUGCUGUGUGCUGUAUCUGCUUCUUUGUCAUCCUGCCGCUAAAUCUUGUGGGGACAAUUCUGGGGAGGAAUCUGUCCGGCCAGCCAAACUUUCCCUGCAGGGUGAACGCUGUGCCGCGACCCAUCCCCGAGAAGAAAUGGUUCAUGGAGCCGGCUGUCAUCGUCUGCCUUGGUGGAAUCCUUCCAUUCGGCUCCAUUUUUAUUGAAAUGUACUUCAUCUUCACAUCCUUUUGGGCUUACAAAAUCUACUACGUUUACGGCUUCAUGAUGCUGGUCCUGGUUAUCCUCUGCAUCGUGACCGUGUGCGUCACCAUCGUGUGCACGUACUUCCUGCUCAACGCUGAGGACUACAGAUGGCAAUGGACAAGCUUCCUCUCUGCUGCAUCCACUGCUGUUUAUGUUUACAUGUACUCCUUUUACUACUAUUUCUUCAAAACCAAGAUGUACGGGCUGUUCCAGACAUCCUUCUACUUCGGCUACAUGGCUGUGUUCAGCACUGCUCUAGGAAUCAUGUGUGGCGCCGUUGGAUACAUGGGAACAAGUGCCUUCGUGAGGAAGAUCUACACAAAUGUGAAAAUUGACUAAGAAGCGAAGCAGCAUCACAGGGAUAUUAAUGGAUUUGCCUACGUGUACCCUGAAAGACGGCGGGCACAAGUCAUUCUUUAUUAUUUUUCUUUCUUGCAAAGAGAUUGUGAAAAUCUCACUUUGUACAAUGUAGUUUUUUCCAUUUUUCUGAAUGAAUUUCAACGCCGCGGCACCAUGUGAACGAGAGCAAAUCUUGCGGAAGAUAAAUAUCAAAACACAAAGGUUCUGUUUUUAUCAGUUGCUUUCAAAAACAAAAAAACGUCGGGGGCAAAUGUUUAAGGCUGACAUGGCUUCUCUUUUUCCAACCCAGUCCCACCUGAGACCAGAGAACAUAAAUGUUUAUUGAUGGAAUAGUGUAGCUCUCUUCAGUGAAGAGGCCUAAGUGUAUUGAAAGCCUUUUGUUCUAUUGUGUCAGAAUAUAGGAGAGUUGGGUCUGUGCCCGUGUGUUCUGACUUGAUUUCUAUUUUGUAUUCUUGCAGUCACUCGAAAUAUCGUUACUACACCGUUUUUGUCGAGAUUUACUUCCACCGAAAAAGAUUCUAUAAAAAAAAAAAACCUGUCGUCACUCGAGAAUCAUUCCCCCCUCCCCUCUAUUUUUUUUUUCGACAAUUCUUAAUUUCCCUGUUAUAGUAGCAAUCCAUCCAGUUGAUAUUUUAGUCCUGCUGUAGUUUACUGUACAGAUGAGAACAGAGGGACUGACCAGCGGUCGAGGUACAGUAAGAACAGAUUUUUAAAUGGAUGUUUGAUGUGAUCUCAUUUCCCCCCCCCGUUUAGUCUUAUGUUUUCUUAAUGUUUGGGUUUGAAUGAAGUCUACUUGUAAAGAUAAUAUAUGGGUGGGGGGGGGCGGGAGGGGGAGUGUAUAUGACCUUAAUAAUGUACCUUUAGAUGUAGAUCCCAAAUGUAUUUUCGUUGUACAGAUUUACUACAGGGUGUUUUUUUUAAAUGAAUGGUUCAGUUAAAAACAACAAAAAAAAGAUAUAUUUUGUUUUUUUGUUUGUUUUUUCUUUUCGUUGUUUGGUGCUUGGGGUGGGGCUGGUGGCGCUGUUACAUCUUGCCUGAAAUUGCAUGAAGUUUUCACCGAACCAUCUGCUCAUCAAAUUCCACUUUAGUCAGUGCUGUCAGGUUUUAUUUUUUAUUUCCCCCCCUCUUUCUCUCUCUCUGAGGAUCUACUCGGUCUCACAACGUAAAGGUACACUUGGGACGACUGGUAGGCCUGCUUAUGGACACGCUUCUUUUUCUUUUUUUAUGUUUUUUGAUUUCAUAUAUUAUUUAAAAGCUUUAAAAAGAGGCUCUACAUCUUCUGGUAAGCCAUCUCCCUCACGUUCUUUCUGUUGCCUAACCUGAAGCAUAAUUUGUGAAUGUCAGAAGGAAUGAGGCGAUGGCUUUGUUUCUGCAAACAUACUGUACAAAUUAAAGUUUAUGUACACUUAAAAAGUAGAUGUUUUCAUAACCACACACAGUGCUGCGGAGUGUUUCAAACGCUUUUUUCCAUUUUGUGUAAAUACAGUAUGUACCCUACUUGUAUGAGAAGUGGCAAUGCCUUUUUUUUUUCUUUUUUUUCUAAUUUCCAGUUCUCCCCCACUGAAGUUGAUUUUGGCACCUCAUGUUGUGUACCGAUGUCUGAUUAGACAUUUUGAACCUGCAUAUUAACUUGCUGUAAAAAGAGAAAAUAAACAAUUUAUGUACAGGG
Messenger RNA from Scomber japonicus (chub mackerel), 3562 nucleotides. RefSeq names its product transmembrane 9 superfamily member 3 (gene tm9sf3). Bases 115 to 1872 code for a protein of 585 amino acids. Gene Ontology annotation, biological process: protein localization to membrane. The record is from RefSeq and is a predicted model, not a curated record. The transcript has 15 exons. NCBI's taxonomy places the organism in Eukaryota, Metazoa, Chordata, Actinopteri, Scombriformes, Scombridae. Gene Ontology annotation, cellular component: membrane.